UCACCACCUGCCAGAUGCGCGGAGAGGCCUUCUACUACUACUACCAGCAGAUCCUCGCCCGCUACAACCUGCAGCGUAUGGCCAACUACCUGCCCGAGCUCGAGGACUUCGACUGGGAAGAGACCAUCAAGACCGGCUACAACCCCGACCUGCUCUACCCCAACGGCGCCCAGUUCCCCGCCCGCCCCGCCCAGCAGGAGAUCUCCAGCAUCAAGUCCUACAACAUUGAGGACCUGAAGGCCAUCGAGCAGAGGAUCAAGGACGCCAUCGACUCCGGCUUCGUGCUCGGCAAGGACGGCAACAAGAUCCCCAUCACCCAGUACGUCAAGGGCAUCAACAUCAUCGGCAACAUCAUCGAGGGCAACCAGGACUCCGUCAACUCCCGCUACUACGGCUCUUACCAGACCAUGAUGCGCAACCUCUUCGCCCUCAUCAUGGACCCCACCAACGAGCACGGCGUCGCCCCCGGCGUUAUCGGCCACUACGAGACCGCUCUCCGCGACCCCGCCUUCUACAUCCUCCAGAAGUACAUCAACAACCUGUUCGCCCAGUACAAGGACAACCUUCCCUCCUACAAGCCCGAUGACCUGAUCUUCAACGGAGUCACCGUCCAGGAUGUCGCCGUCGACAAGCUCGUCACCUACUUUGACCUCUUCGACAUCGAUGUCAGCAACGCCGUCGACGUCGCUUCCAUGGACGAGCUCGAGAAGCUUAACUACAUCGCCAAGGCCAUGCGUCUCAACCACCAGCCCUUCAACUACAAGAUCAAGGUCUCCAGCAACCAGAAGACCAGCGCCGUCGUCCGCGUCUUCCUUGGACCCAGCACCGCCCUCACCCACUCCAACUUCUACGGCGAGCAGGCCUCUGACGUCUACUACGGACACGACACCGCCGACCUCGACAGGCUCAGGAACUACUUUGUCGAGCUCGACCGUUUCCCCGUUGAACUGAAGAACGGCGACAACCUGAUCAAGCGCAACUCCCGCGAGUUCACCACCACCGUCGGCGACAACGUCUCCUUCAAGUCCCUGCUCAAGAGCGCCGAGAGCGGCAACACCGUCCUCUCCAGCGUCGACCGUCAGUGCGGUUUCCCCGACCGUCUUGUUCUGCCCAUGGGCCACAAGGCCGGAGUCCCAUACGCCCUCUUCGUCAUGGUCACCCCCUACGGUGCCGACGAGCACGAGCACGCUGACUACUACCACUCCGAGAAGGUCAACUACCAGACCGGCGUCAAGGACAUCUACUCCUGCAACGGACUCAUGACCGUCCUCGACAACCGUCCCCUCGGCUUCCCCUUCGACCGCCAGAUCGAGAACUUCGGCCGCUUCUACAUGCCCAACAUGUACUUCAAGGACGUCGUCAUCUUCCACAAGGACUCCACCACCGACAACAACAACGUCCUCAUCAAGAAGAACGUCAACGACUUCGACAACGUUCUGUCCCAGCAGACCGCCCACAAGUACAUCCCCAGCCACAGGCUCAUGGACGAGGAAAUCGUCCGCGAGGACGAUGAUGUCCGCGCAUACCUGUAAGCUGUCACGUGUACAAAUGGUACAAAUGUCUAUAGCUCUGUGAGCACAAAACAUCGCAAAUAAAAUCUUGCAUUUGCUCGCAAACAA
Messenger RNA from Frankliniella occidentalis (western flower thrips), 1619 nucleotides. RefSeq names its product allergen Cr-PI-like. The transcript is spliced from 2 exons. The coding region runs from base 15 to 1532 and encodes 505 amino acids. The record is from RefSeq and is a predicted model, not a curated record. Lineage: Eukaryota; Metazoa; Arthropoda; Insecta; Thysanoptera; Thripidae.